Molecule: messenger RNA, 1743 nt
Organism: Danaus chrysippus (African queen)
Lineage: Eukaryota; Metazoa; Arthropoda; Insecta; Lepidoptera; Nymphalidae
Source: the annotation of a GenBank genome assembly
AUGAAUAACAAUACUGAGUCUUCAUCAAAUAGUAUCAAAUUUGCGCCAAUGCCUAUGUCGGCAUUACUGGCCAAUUUGAUGCCAUUACAGACUCAAUCCAAUACUCCAGAUUCAAGUUUUACUACUGACGACAGCGAUGAUUCAAUUAGUGAAUCCGUUGCUCCCAAGAAAUGUCAACUUACAAUCAAAUCUUCCACUCCUCAAGUUUUGGCGAACAAAGAAAAUAACUUCCGAGCCUUUGCAUCCGAAAGAAAAAUAACAAAAAAUGACGAAAAUAAAGAAUGUUAUUCCCAAAACAAAGUUAAGAAUCAGACAUUCUCGGGUAAAGAUUUUAAUCAAUUGCAAGAGGAUCGAAAAAUUACGAAUAAAAACGUAUAUAAUGAAGCCGAGGCAAAAAAGCCCAUUGUUUUAAAGCCCCAGGAUACCAAUAUAAAGGUUCAAAAUAAUAAACCCAAUUCAGUUCAUAAAAAGACUCCUGUGAAAUCAAAAGUGUCUAAUACGUGUCAGAAAACAGCAACGCCAAAAAUCAAGACUGGUAUAAGGAAAUUCACGCCAGGCUCGGCGAAACAGAGUCAUAAGAAGACGCCGCAGCAGACGGUGAUUCAGAACAGAGAUAAAGUGAGGUGCGAGUUGUUCAGACAUAAUCAGCAAAAGCAAGACCCACUUCCACCUCCCAAGCCUUCGGCACCUCCAGUAGUGAUGGUACCAGUGCCGGAAACUCCUCUGAACAGAAAACCCAUGCCGGCUUCCUACGCAGCUACACCAUCAUAUCCACAGGGUGUGAUCGGAAAUAACUCCAAGAUACUGUUUAAGACUACAAGUAUAAAAGAUAAGAAAUAUAUGUACAUUAAGAAACUAGGUACCGGUGGGUCCAGUGAAGUAUAUAAGGUGUUAGAAGUAGGAACAUCCAGUGAAUAUGCUGUUAAAUGUGUCCAUCUGGCCAUAGACCAGGAGUUAGCUCAGGGCUACAUCAAUGAAGUGAGAUUGUUAAGAGAGCUGCAGAACUCGGACAGAGUCAUCAGGCUCUAUGACUAUGAGUACGACCGUCAGAACCAAUUCCUCCGUCUGGUGCUUGAGGUCGGUGAGACGGACCUGUCUUCGUUCCUCCGCGCGCGCGGCGCCGGUCUGCCGCCCGCGCUCGUGUUACACUACUGGGAGGAGAUGCUGCAUGCUGUACAUUAUAUACAUGAACAUGGAGUGAUCCACGCCGACCUGAAGCCCGCGAAUUUUCUGUUGGUGUGCGGGCGGUUAAAGUUGAUCGACUUUGGUAUAGCGUCCGCCAUCAGCAGCGACGCGACGAGCGUGGUCCGCGCGCAGGCGGCCGGCACGUACUCGUACAUCAGCCCUGAAGCGCUCAUGGGCGGCGCGGGCGGCUACGGGGGCAGCGACAAUAUUAAGAUCUCGUUCCGUUCAGACGUGUGGUCUCUGGGGUGUAUCUUAUACAGCAUGGUGUACGGCCGCACCCCGUUUGGUCACAUCCCCAACCUGGCCAAGCUGACCGCCAUCCUCGACCCCAACCAUCGCAUCGACUACCCGCCCGCAGAACAUCUGCCUCAGUCUUUGAUAUCUAGUCUGAAGUGGUGCCUGACGUACAACGCCCGCUCCCGUCCGUCCGUGCGCGAGCUGCUGUCCGUCCGUCACCUGCAGCCCCCUCGGGCUCCGCUGCCGGACUCGCUGCUCCAGCGACUGAGACAGCACGUGACGCCCGAGGAGUACGCCCUGCUGCAGCGGGCGCAGACAUAA